Molecule: messenger RNA, 1098 nt
Organism: Anthonomus grandis grandis
Lineage: Eukaryota; Metazoa; Arthropoda; Insecta; Coleoptera; Curculionidae
Gene: Rbm13
Product: protein MAK16 homolog
Exons: 8
Coding region: 106-1026 (306 amino acids)
Biological process (GO): maturation of 5.8S rRNA; maturation of LSU-rRNA
Cellular component (GO): preribosome, large subunit precursor; nucleolus
Source: RefSeq, a predicted model, not a curated record
AGUUGAGAAGUAAACACGUGGGAUAUUGAGGUUAUGUUUAAUUUGCCGUGUUGUGGUUUGUAAUAUUUUCAUACAAGUUUUAAAUUGUAAUAAAACCAUUACAAAAUGCAACACGACGACGUCGUGUGGAGCAUCAUCAACAAAUCCUUUUGCUCACAUAAAAUAAACACUAAAACCCAAAAACUAUGCCGUAACGAAUAUAACUUAACAGGUUUGUGUAAUCGGUCAUCUUGUCCUUUGGCAAACAGUCAGUAUGCCACUGUUCGAGAAGAAAAAGGUAUUAUUUACCUUUUUAUGAAGACUGCUGAAAGGUCGGCUUUCCCUAAGAAACUAUGGGAGAAGGUCAAACUGUCUAGAAAUUUUGAAAAAGCUAUACACCAGAUAAAUGAAAACCUGUUAUAUUGGCCUGGUUUUAUUAAAUCAAAAUGUAAACAAAGAUUUGUCAAGAUCACUCAGUAUUUAAUAAGAAUGAGGAAGCUAAAACUCAGAAGACAGAAACUACUAGUGCCAUUACAAAGGAAUAUAGAGAGAAGAGAAAAACGGAGGGAAGAGAAGGCCCUUAUAGCUGCUAGAAUAGAAAAGGGAGUAGAGAAAACUCUAUUGGACCGGUUGAAAAAUGGAGUUUAUCAAGACCUGUAUAAUAUUAGAACAACAGCGUUUGAUGAGGCACAGGAAGAAAAUGAAGUGGAAGAUGAAGAAGAGGAAAUGGAAGAGGAGAAGGAAGUUGAAAUGGAAACGGAAGGAGACGAUGACAGACUAUAUGUAGCCGCAGAUUCUGAUGAAGAUAGUGACAUUGAAAGUAACAGUGGUCAACCAGAAAGUGUAGACUUGGACAGCAGUUUUGAAUCUGAUGGGUCAGACAUAGAGGAUAUACCAGCACCAUCUACAUCAAAUUCCAAGAGUAAAAAGGGUAAGAAACCUGCUAAACCGUCCUCAUCAUCAACCAAAAAAGGCAAGAGACCAAGAGUGGAAAUUGAAUAUGAAGUUGAAACAGUGUCCACCCCUGCAAAAGUUUCUUUGUAUUGAUAGUUGUUUAUUUAAGUGUAAAAAAAAUAAUUUUAAUUUAUGAUGGUAUUGAAAUAAAAUGUCAUAUUUUUA